This is a messenger RNA of Drosophila arizonae, 1374 nucleotides long. RefSeq lists its product as uncharacterized. Lineage: Eukaryota; Metazoa; Arthropoda; Insecta; Diptera; Drosophilidae. The record is from RefSeq and is a predicted model, not a curated record.
CAAUGCUAAUUCAGUUCAAAGGGCGUUUUUGUCGAGGCAACAGCGAAAUCGAAACGAAAUGCAGCCCAGGCAGCAUAACGCGCCCGUUACGCUGACAACCCUGAAUGAUGAUUGCCUGCUGCUGAUCUGCGCCCAGCUCUCAAUUAAGGACCAAUUCGCGCUGCUGCGGCUGGGCGGACGGCUGCGUCCGCUGGUGCUGCAAAUUUGGCAGCGUAAAUAUGCCAGCGAAUUCGAUUGGCAGCAGGAGCCGCAGCAGUUGGAGGGCCUACGCGCCAGCGAGCAGAGCCAGCUGCUCGGCCACAUGGCCCGGCUGACGAGGGCGCUGCUUAAUCUCAGCGUGCGGCAGGCGGAGCUGCCGGACUGGCUGCAAUCGAAACGGAAACGUAAGCGGAAGCGCCAACUGGAGCAGAAGCCGGUAUGCAUGCCCAACAUGCAAAGGCUUAGCUUUGGGGCAUGCCACUCGAAGGCGCUGCUGCGGCAGCUGCCACGGCUCUGCCCCAACCUGGCGCAGCUGCAGCUGGGCGGCUGCGUGGGCGUGGAAGCCGCGCAGCUCUGCCGCGCGCUGGCCCAGCUGCCGCAGUUGAGCCAAUUUGAGCUGCUGCCAGGCAGCGGCAUCUGCGGUGCCACGGCAACGCCAGCCUUGGCCGACAUUGAAUAUUGCCAAACGCUGCUAACGCUGAAAAUUCCGGCGUGCGCGCUGCGUGCGGCCAGCAAGGAAAUUGCCCAGCUGCCGCAGCUGCGCCAGUUGACAGGCUUCCUCUGCUGCAGCGGCGACAUUGACAAUGCCGACAAAGAGAAAGCGAAUGCUGGCGGAUUGGCCACCGCAACCGUAUCCGCCUGCCUGGCGGCUCUCGGCCGGGGUGGUGUUGGUGGUGUUAAUGGUGUUGCUGGUGUUGGCGGUGCUGCCCGUCAAAUUGUGGCAUUGCGUUUGCAAUGUCAACUGGAUGGCAGCCUGCUGCGUCUGCUGGCUGGCCACUUGAGCGUGGUGCACCUGCAGCGGUUCGCUUGGCACUCACAGCUGAUGGUGCACUAUGAUGCCACGGAUGGCAGCAUCAAGUGGCUGCCGCAGGCGCUGCAUGUGCCGCGUGCUCUGCUCCGGUUUAUUGUCAGCCAGUCGGCGAGUUUGCGUGAAUUGGAUUUCACGCGUAAUGUGCAUGCCACGCCCACAUUCCUAGCACAGCUCGCCGAGCAAAUGGGCGGCUCAGUCGCUGUGCGGCACGACGGCUGCCCCAGGGGCAGGAUGUGCAAACAGGAAACGGAUAUGGACAACAACAGAAACGAUUUGGCUUUUGUGGAGUUUGCCAUUGAAGCAGUUGCCCAAUGAUAAGGCGAGCUGUUGAGGGUAUGCCAAGAGGUUUAUGCGACUACCAGUUA